Haplochromis burtoni (Burton's mouthbrooder) is the source of this 5258-nucleotide messenger RNA. RefSeq names its product solute carrier family 25 member 10a (gene slc25a10a). The record is from RefSeq and is a predicted model, not a curated record. Gene Ontology annotation, molecular function: succinate transmembrane transporter activity; malate transmembrane transporter activity; oxaloacetate transmembrane transporter activity. Lineage: Eukaryota; Metazoa; Chordata; Actinopteri; Cichliformes; Cichlidae. Gene Ontology annotation, biological process: thiosulfate transport; succinate transmembrane transport; malate transmembrane transport. The transcript is spliced from 11 exons. Bases 3167 to 4027 code for a protein of 286 amino acids.
AGAGGUCUUAAUAACGCUGGAUAACAGCACUUGCAUGUCAUUUUGUUUCUGAGUAAACCUUAGUGUUGAAAUGAGUAGGUUUUCCUAAAAGAGAGGAAAAAAGCUUCAGUAUCUGUGAUGAUGUAUGAUUUGGAGAGAAAGUAAUUUACGCCAUUUACAUUAACUGGACACUUAAUUAGGUAUACCUUCCUCUGAACCCCUUUUGCCUUCGGAACAAAAAACUGUUUUCAUGAAUCUGUGCAAACUCUACUUUUAGUUCCCUGCUCUUAGCUGGCAUAAGUGGCAACCAGUGUGGUCUUGUGCUGCUGUAACCCAUGUGCAUCAAGGUCUGAUUUGUUCACAGAUGCUCUUCUGCAUACCUUGGUUGUAACAAGUGGUUAUUCAAAUUAUUGUUGCCGUCCUAUCAGAUGAAAGGAGACACUCAUUCUCUUCUGACAUCUCAGACUGAGAUGUCAGAAGAGACCUUAGAGAUGAUCGUGUGAGAAAACCCCAGCAGAUCAGCAGUUAAGUACUCGGUCCAGCCCAGCUGUCAUUACGAGCUAUGUCACUUUCAAAGUCCUUUAAAUCUGCUUUUCAUUCUGCCCAUUUUAUGUCUACAUGCAUUUAGUUGCUAUAGGUAGACAAUCUUAUUUUGUCUGCAACUACUUGGAAAAACAGAUAUAAAAUAAAAAGUCAGCAUGUAAAGAAGAAAAAUUAUACAGUUAUUUUAAAACUAGUGUUGGACUGCUUUUCCUCUUGGAGAAUCUGUCUCUUCAAUGGGGUUCACAUAAGGAACAUAAACUGCUAACCCUGCACAAAAUCACCUGCAGACUGCUGACUGUAAAAAGAAAAACCUGAAGAAUAUAAAAAUAAACAAUAUCUGAUUAAUUAUAAUUAUAGGAGAAGGUGAGGAGUCAGGUGCUUUGUACUUAUGGACACUAGAGGUUGCAAGGACAUGUCAAGAAGUAUGUAGAGAACAUGGAAGGGGCUCAAUUUCAUACCUGCUAUCAUGGCAGUAAAAUGUUAAUAAAACAGUUUUUUAUAGUGCUUUUUCACAGUAGAUAUGUUGGCUAGUUGUUUUAAUCAAGUAGUCUCAGUAAUGUUUUGUAACUGAAGCAUCAGGAAGGAUUCAGGACCUGGGAACUGAUGUGUUUUAGCACAAAGAGUGCUGAGGAUAAACAGUGGAGUAUUUCACUCCUGUUGGAUUGGUGAAUAUUCUGGGCUUAUUGGUCCUUUUGGGCUCCUGUAUCUGUCCAGGUGUUUUCACUGGUGGAAUAUUCCACUUUGAUCCUGGGUGGAAGCUUAUCAUUGGGGGAAUAUAAUUAAUGGUGAAACACCACUGGAAAGUAGAAGGAUCGAGUGAUUUCAUUAACUCUGUUUCAUUCCCCGAUGCAGGUAUGUGUGCCAAAUCAUGAUGGAGUUUUGCUUUUAGUUUUUUUUAAAGGUUAAACCUAAAUGUAAAUUUUAGUGCUUUGAUAAUUUAACAUGUUUAGUUUUUAUGUCAACACUCGGACUUAAUCUAUUGUGACACAUCUAAAUCUUAGAGAGAAUACAGUCUGUUUUUACAUCUGUCACAAGAACAAAUGCAAAGCACAGAUGGAGAGCAGGAAGAAUGAAGACAGAUGUGUACAGAUGAAACAUGAGAAAGAGCAACGCAACAUAAGUGAUUAAAAACUCUGUGAAGAACAUGUAAAAGAAAUGGCUUGUCAUCCAGUUUUCCUACAGUGAGGAGGGAAAAACCCUUUAGUCCUGAUGAGAGUCGUAGAAAAUUGUCCUGGAGAAUGAAAAUGAUACUUUGCUGUGUUAGUGAUGAUGGCUUCUGGCUGGGUCAUAGCAUUGCAAGCCUGGCCUGGACUGCUGAAGGAAGUCACCACAUCAAAUCAGUCACAGGUUUCAUUUUAACUCACUUUAUGAUAAAAACAAAAUCCAGCUGUAUGCAAUUUAAUGCAGCAAUUUAGCAUAAAGCAGAGGGCAGCAGCAUAUCACUCUCCUACACUUCAAGUGACUGAUGUCAGCCUACGGUCCACCAACUGCAAACAUCCAGCAUCAAUGCAAUAUAACAUCCAUAUAGACCUAACUCCUAGUUGGUUCUUGUUAUUUAAUCUCAGUGUACCUUUAAAGAUUUGGAUUCAUGUGCAGUAGAUUAAUGUCUGCAGUCUGACUUGAUUGCAAUCUCAACCGGUGUAGCUACAGCCAGCAGAAAAUAAUGGAGCAGGCCUGCAAUAAAUCCUAUCAACCAUGAAGGUUAAGCCUGUUGUUCAUUCAACUUCAUUUUUAUUCUGGACCUUGCAGUUAUCGUUUUGCCCAUCUCAUUUAUUUCACAGACGGUAGGCCAAAUUGCAACCACCCCCAAUCUGAUCAAACAGCUCCCUAAAAGAGGCCCAACAACAACUCAUGUUAAAGCAUUAGACAGAAACCUAAAUCUCAGUUCUGACUAUUGCUAGCGGUCAUUACCCAUUCCUGCCUGUGUCUGCUCACAUCUUACCUUUGCUCCAACUUGGAGUGGGUAUCCAGUUGCUGUUUGUAUCAUCUGUCAUGAGUGCCCUCCCUCUGAGUCAGCCCAAGUGCUGCUGUGCCAGGCUGGUCAUUCAUAGCACUCAUUUAAAAUCAUGUCAUGUUCAACAACCCAGACGGUUGCAUUAGCUGUAGAAACUUUCAGAAAAGUAUAAAAAUAACAAUGUUGCUGUGCAUCACUGACCCAUUGUUCAAAAUGUUGUAACCUUGUAACCUUUUGUGCGUAUGACCUGAAGUCUGAAUGCUAUAAUUAGACAAAUCUAUCCUUGACAAAUAUUUGUUUAAACUUCGAGACCUUUGCUCCGUGUCAGUGUGUCGGCCACAAUUUCAAAACUACAGCAGCGGUCAAGCCCGCUUACUAUUUUUAUAUUGGUCACGUACACUUUCUCCCAUGAACCAGCUGCACCCCUCUUCUUCUUGGCACACAAACAUGGAGUAAGUACAGAGGGACACUCAUUAUAUUUGUCUGUCCACUGCUUCAAAAGAAACAAAAAUACAGAUUUACAUUGAGAUGACUCCCGUCGACUUUUAAGAUGAAUUGUGGCCACGCAUCACCAGAAGUGCUGAGGGGAAAAACGAUGAAAGGAGCACCCUCGGGCAAAGUUGUCCUUUGAGCCUCUGAGAAGUCGACCUUUUGGUUUUUUCCCCCUCUAGAGUUUGCCUCACUGACAGCAUGCAGGAGAACCGUGUCUCUCGUUGGUAUUUUGGUGGGGUCUCGUCCAGUGCAGCAGCCUGUGUAACCCAUCCACUGGAUUUGAUAAAGGUCCACUUGCAAACACAGCAAGAAGUGAGGAUGAGGAUGAUUGGGAUGACUCUUAACGUAGUGAGAAGAGAGGGUUUUCUGGCUCUCUACAGCGGGCUCACUGCUUCCCUCUGCCGGCAGAUGACAUAUUCUUUGUCACGAUUUGCGAUUUACGAGACCGUCAGGGAUAAGAUGAAGAGAAAAAAUAAAGGUCCUAUGCCUUUCCACCAGAAAGUCCUCCUGGGUGCCUUUGCAGGUUUUACAGGUGGUUUCAUUGGGACCCCAACUGACCUGGUGAAUGUAAGAAUGCAGAAUGACGUCAAGAUGGCAGCAGAGUUCAGAAGAAAUUAUGCUCAUGUGUUUGAUGGGCUCUUACGUAUCUGUAAGGAAGAGGGGCUGAGGAAACUGUUUUCUGGUGCUUCAAUGGCUUCUUCGAGAGGUGCACUGGUGUCUGUUGGACAGCUCGCCUGCUACGACCAGUCCAAAGAGCUGGUUCUGGCUACUGGUUACUUGACUGACAACAUCUUCACUCACUUCCUGGCGAGUGUGUUUGCAGGUGGCUCUGCUACAAUCCUCUGUCAACCACUGGAUGUUGUUAAAACAAGAUUAAUGAAUUCAGAAGUUCAGUAUGGGAGUGUGUCUCACUGCUUAACAGAAACAGCAAAGCUGGGGCCGAAUGCGUUCUACAAGGGUCUUGUUCCUGCAGCUAUCCGCCUCAUCCCUCACACAGUCUUAACCUUCAUAUUCCUCGAGCAGCUGAAGCAGCAUUUUGGUGAGCUGGUCAUUACCUGAGGGUGCCACAAGAAAGUUAUCCUACGGCCACGGCUAUUCCUUCACGAUUUUAAUGGCCCUCCAUGCUGCACAGGUUGAUCUCGACAAACUGAGCUGGGGUCGAGUGGAACCCUCAAAAGUCUGAGACGGAAAGAGAAUCUUCAUGCUACGUUUUUCCAUCCAUAACACAUAAUCAAAACAACCUGUGUAAUAACACCCAAAGCUCCAGACAAAAAUGUGGUGACGAAACGUGGUGUUUCUUAAAAACGGAGACGGUUUAAAUUAUUUACAUUCACCACUUUGCUACUUCACUUGUCAUGAACUGUGCAACUAUAAAUAUCACCUAAGGUUAUAUAAGGCUAAUAAAGUAAUGAAUGGAUUUCCAUUAAAUUCAAAACUGUCUCUUGAAUGAAUAUCCUGAACCUGACAAAUGAAUCGUCAUGCUACAAAACCUCCAGUGCCCUCUGGGGGACAGUGUUACACUGAAAAGCAGCCUGCCAAUAUAUUUCUAUAAAGUGUAUUUGUAAUUAUGCAGAUUGUCAAAGGAUUUGGUUCAAGACAAGACUGUUUAUUUUCAUAUUAUGGAAGGAAUGUGAGGGCGGGACAGUAGUGCAGUGGUUAGCACUUUCUCCACUGCCUGUGCAGAGUUUGCAUGUUUUUCCCUAUUCUGCCACUGAUUUCCUGCCACAGUGCAAAAACAGGCAUGCUAGGUUAAUUGGUGAUUCUACAUUGUGAGCGCCUGUGAUGGAGUGGACCCUGCCUCUUGUGCCAUGUCAGCUGAUGAAAGAGGCCCCUUGGAUCCAUAGUUUUGUUGGAGAAAACGAUUAGAAAGAAAAUCUGUGGCAGAAGUGUUACUUUUUCUCAUUUUCAUUAGUCAGGAUCGAGAAUAUAGUGAGAAAAUAAAUGAUGGGCUUUAUGGAAAAGAAAACAAGGCUGAUUCAAUUGUGAAAACAAGCUUGUGAAACACUCCCUUGUCAGUAAUUUGUCUCUUUAUUUACUUCUCUCACUGCAUGAGUGCAGUUAUUGCUGGACACAUCAGACAUCCUGUCAGGCCUCUUUUAAAAAGGAAUACUUAACCUCUUAGACAAUUAGAUUCACUUGAAUUCAUUAUGACCGUGCUUUCAUUAGACACUCAGCAGCUUUUUAAAACAGGAGGCCGGCAGAUUCGUGUGAAGACAAAGACACAAUUUUUGCUUAAAAAACGACAGAGAAAAAAAAGUUGUGUGCCAUGGUUCAGCAGCUGUAUGUGGGU